UCACCUACACUUGAACACACACCUCUCCUAACACUCGAAAGUAAGAAACUAAGAACACAAGAAAGGAAGAAAAGGAAGUAUGAGCUUCCAGCGAUUCUAUGACGCAUGGUUUGAGCAGCUGAAGGGAAUGGUACAUCAACUGAACCAAGUUCCAAGACCCGCUACCAGUGACCAACACCACGAGUUGCACCAACAGCUUGUUCAAAAGGUCAUGUCCCACUACUACGAGUACUACCGAGUCAAGUCCUUGGCUGCUAAAAAUGACAUUUUCUCCUUUUUUUCUGCACCUUGGUCCACUUCUCUUGAACGAUCUCUUCACUGGAUUGCCGGUUGGCGACCCACCACCGCUUUCCACCUUAUCUACACUGAAUCCAGUAUUCUCUUCGAGUCCCAUAUCAUCGACAUUCUCCGUGGCCUCCGCUACGGUGAUCUCGGUGAUCUCUCUCCUGAUCAACUCCGCCGUGUCAGCGAACUUCAAUGUGAAGCUGUUCAGGAAGAAAAUGCUAUCGCUGAUGAACUCUCCGAUUGGCAGGAUGGUGCAACUGAAGUAAUUGGGCUGACGGGAGAUAUAGAUGUAAAAAUGGAAGGGCUAGUGAGCAUUUUAGAGAGGGCGGACAAACUGAGAAUGAAAACCAUAGAGAAUUUGGUGCAACUUUUGUCGCCACAGCAAGCGGUGGAAUUCUUGAUCGCAGCGGCGCAUUUGCAAUUCGGCAUCCGUAGAUGGGGAAUCAAUCAUGAUCGUCAACGAGGGAAUCCGGCUUCUUGAUCAUGUAACUGGUUUGCAUGCUUUUGUUUUUUUUUUCUUUUUUCUUUUUCGGAUCAAUUUUUCUCAAAGUAGAGGAAAAAAUAAACAAAAAAUUGGAUUUUGUU
This is a messenger RNA of Nicotiana tabacum (common tobacco), 870 nucleotides long. Its product is annotated as protein DOG1-like 4. The record is from RefSeq and is a predicted model, not a curated record. Gene Ontology annotation, molecular function: sequence-specific DNA binding. Gene Ontology annotation, biological process: DNA-templated transcription. Lineage: Eukaryota; Viridiplantae; Streptophyta; Magnoliopsida; Solanales; Solanaceae.